AUGUCGAUAAAGGCCAGCGACCACGUGAAACAACAGGCCCAGAGUCCGGAAGGGAACAAUAUCUCUUCCGCAGACCUCAAGAAGAAGUCGAAGAAAGGGAAGGGCAGGGACUCGCAGGCCGAGCGCGAUGAUGAUUCUGCAGUGACAUCCGAGAAGAAAAAGAAACAUAAGAAGGUUCACGUUGACGAUACCGACGCUACUGCAGUAGAAGGUCAGAGCACACCUGCAGUUACUGACACGGGCGAGGAGUCCACAAAACGAUCGAAGAGGCGAAAGCAAAAGUCGGACGCGACGGAACCUCCUACGCCUCAGCCCACACAGGACGAUGACUCUCCGGAUAAAGCAAAGAGCAAGAAGGGGAAACAGAAAGAGACACCGCGGGCUGAGUCUGGAGCCGCAGCCCAGCCCGAGGACGCAACCCAGACAACUAUCGAGGACGCAGAGAGCAGCAAGAAGCUGAAGAAGCUACGCAAGAAGGAGCGUCGACGCGCAGAAGAUGGAGGGGCAGAGGGCGCAGAUGCAGAAGAGCUUGUAGUUACAACCAAGGCCGAGCCAAAGAAACACAAACGGAAGCGUGAAGCCAAUGGCGCGGACGAGGAGAAAAAGCAAAAGAACAAACGCAAACGCGGUACUUCGGAAUUCGAAGACCCGAACGAAGACGAGUCGCUCAGCGAGCAGGCGCGUAAAGCUCUGCAUUACGCAUACUCUCAGUUCGAGGACCCAACGAGCUGGAAAUUCCAAAAGGCACGGCAGAACUGGCUUAUCCGGAAUGCAUGGUCACCAGAAGCCAUCCCGGAUGCAUAUGUGCACCUGCUAACGCGGUAUCUAGCCGACAUAAAGGGUGGAGUUCGUGAGGCACUCCUCAAGACAUGUCAGGAGAUCCUGGCGAAACAGCCUGAAAAUGCGCAACAGGACCAGACAGCUGAAAAGCCAUCCGAUGCCCAGCCCACUAGCACGCCUUCUGCGUCCACUGUAGACUUGGUCAAGCACGAACGCGCUUCCAAAAUAAUUGCAGUGUUGCAGUAG
Molecule: messenger RNA, 1026 nt
Organism: Postia placenta MAD-698-R-SB12
Lineage: Eukaryota; Fungi; Basidiomycota; Agaricomycetes; Polyporales; Adustoporiaceae
Exons: 4
Coding region: 1-1026 (341 amino acids)
Source: RefSeq, a predicted model, not a curated record